ACGUUGAACCACAGGAUGAAUACGCGAGACGCCAUAUUGAGCGGUUUAGGUGUUUACGUGUUUCUGGAGUAAAACUCGUGGAAAAAGUCUGAUCGAUUGUCGUUUAAUUUGCUUGAAUUAUCACUGAACGAUUGAAUUGGUGUAGCAGUUACACCGCGCGGUGGUAGAAUGAACGGCAGCGACAACGAGGACGGUCAAUGCAACAGGAGUAUAGAAAGCAACAUAGUAAUGAUGGGUGACGUUCUUACUAAGAAACACACAGGAGACAGUGCUCCUUGCAACGGCUGCAUCGAUGCAGAGAGCGAUUUAACGCGACAGGACAACGAUCGGCUUGUUAAAUAUGUGGAAGACGUUGUCAGGUCUCCUAUCGUUGCAGACUCAGUUCCUGUCGCGAGCGUGACACUAGAUGAAAGCGUGGUUGACGAAUUUAUCAAAGGUGCAAGGGGUCCCGAGGGUAUCAAGCAAGCUACAUUUCAAACGAAUUCGGACACAGUCGACGAGAAUUCGAGCAGCAAUACUAUUAUUGAGAAUCCGAGGGGAAAGGAGUCAUGUUCCUGUGAUACGUAUAAAGCAAAGAGAGAAUUAUUCAAAGAGGAGCUACAAAAGGCGAUGAAGUUUAAAAAAUUAUGGAGAGAAAUACGACAACAUAUAAGGGGUUGUUUUAACGUAGCCUUGGAAACGUCACGUAUUCCAGGAGGCUUACAGUUUCAUCAUAAUGUAUUUUCUUAUGCGAUGGACGAUGUACAUGAAAUUGUUUUACAACUGUGUAAGAGAGAUCCUCAUCAGUUGUUUAUGAGGCUAGUGAAUUUGACCCAAGGAUUUGUUAUAGAAGUUAAUAUGAAAUAUUUUCUAAAGCAAAGUAUUCGUUUUUGCCGAUUAACGGUACCGUUCAUUUAUUAUAUCUUUCGUACAGGUCUUAUAGACGAUUACGACGCAUUAAUAUCGACAGCUUCAAAGAUAACCGAAUUUGUAAAACCUUUAACAGAUCAUCUGUGUAAAUUUAAUUUAUCUUGGGAAUGUUUUAUUAAGAAGUUAUAUCAGAUCUAUGUAUAUGACGAUCCAUUGGUACAAAAUAAUUUGCCAUCUUUUGUCGAACAGUUAAGAAAACUUGUGCCUUUAAAAGGCUUAGAGUACCGAGGUCUCGUUCUUCGGUAUUUACCAUUUUACGAUGAAAUGGCACUAAUCGCGGACCUAUGGUUAGAGACUGAAUCGUGGAUGGAUAUGUAUAAUGCAGAACAAACAGUUCGGAUGACUAGGCUUAAGCAAAUAAGGGAAGCUUGGGAAUUAUUUACAGCGACUAGAAAACUGAUGGAGCAACGAACGGUGAAUAAAUCACCUGAUAUUGAAAAUGAAUUACAAGAAAGUGACAGAGAACUUUCAAUGGUUGCACCGCAAAUUAAAGUUGCUGUAUCAGAAACGGAUAGUAGGCCUCUUAGCCCAGUUCCAGAUUUUAGUUUGGAGUUACUAAGUAUGCUUCCAAAUAUUGAGAUAGUUCAAAUUUUAUUAGACGAUUGGAAUAAAGCUCAACAUAAAAAAUUAGCUGACAUAGCGGAUAUAUUAACUACUACGGACGCUUAUACCAGCGGACAAGACGAGACCGACUUUUUCGAUUAUGCGCGUGCAACGUGUCAUCUAGCACAGUUUGCAAUUAGAUCAACCAGGGUGCAUAACGAAGAAACUGGUAUGGAAAAUGGUAUAGAGGAGGGAAAAAGCUGUGAAUGUCAUAUGUGUACAGGACUAUCGACGUUUCCAAUUGUUAAUAAAAAUGACGCGGAAAACUUAGUAUUACCAUUAGAAAAUUCUUUUCCACAGUUCACAAUUGAUUUUUUAGAAGACCCAGCGAAUUAUUCUGUUACGCAAGUAAAGAAAAAAGUGGAGGAUAUAGAUACGAAAGAGAUCGAAAGCGAUGAGAAAGAAAUAAGUGUAAGGGAAGAUGUCGAAUUCAAAGCGUUUGAUCCGCAACCUUGUUCGUGCGUGUAUCAGCACGCGAGAGAGAUAACAGAGCGGAAACCGGUGCUAGAAAAUCCUCCUUGUCCGUGUUUAUUAAAUUUUAAAAGAAAGUGUGACACUUGUCCUUGUUUAACAAAAAGUAAUGCUGUGCCUGAAGCUGUCGUAUCAAAUGGUCAUCCAAAGCCGGUAUCACCUCCUACCGUGAAAGCUAAUCAAGAACCAAAUAAACCUGCUGUGAAAACAGGUUCUACGCAGUCUGCUCAAACACAAACGAGGCAUUCUACAACGCAGACAACAAACACCGCUCAUAAUCACACAACGCAUCAAGGUAUCACUCAUUCACAUACGCACGGGCCCUUGCCAGACUUGGUAAAAAAUACAGGACCCACUCACAGACCUCAUACACACAACAGUCAUCCGUCGCACGCUUGUCACAAACAAGCUAAUGUCGAGCACAUAAAGAGAGUGUCGUGCAAUGACUUAAGUUCCGGAGAUGGGGAUUGCUCAGAUUCGGGAAGUAGCCAAGAAGAUUCUUGUUCAACUAGUAGUUCUGCACAAAGAGAUUCGAGUAGGCAUUGCGAUUGUUGCUAUUGCGAAGUGUUCGGGCAUGGGGUUCCUUCUGUAGCACCGGUUAGCCGAAAUUAUAAUGAAAUGAGAGAACGAUUACGACAAUUACUGACCAAAAAGAAGGCCAAGAAGUGCAAGGCUACGUGUAGUCCGUCGAAAAGCCCUUCAGAACAGUUAUCCGCUAGCACGAACACAGAAACGAAGAUAGUAACAAAUUCAGCGCCUAGGUCAAAUACUCCAGUGUCGAGUAUUCCUUCGGUUCAACCAGAUCAACGAGAUCAGAGGGAUUUGGAGGAAUUGCUUGAGUUCAUUGAAGGAAAUCAGAAUGGAAAGAAAGAUAAUAAUAAGAAAGCUGAGAAAAAAGCUAGACAAAAACAACGGAAGCUUGAGGAGAAGCUUAAAAGAGACAGGCAAGAAGCAGAAAGACAAAAGUUAAUAGAGUUGCAAAAAAAGACACCGGAAGUAACUAUUACUGUUGUAGAUCCGCAGAAACCCGUUCCUCAAAGAUUAUUACCUCAGUGUAAUCUACCCGAAGUAUCUAUUUUACCUACGUCACCGCCAAUAACGUUGCCGAUUGUAAAGCAAUUAAGUAAUAAAAAGAAAGACAAACAAGAAGUUUAUAGCAAUAGUAGUAAUAUCAGUAGCAGUAGCUGUAGCAGCAGUAGUAGUAGUAACAGUAGUAUAAAUAGCAAAACGAAGACUGCACCUGUGAAUACAAAUAUAAAGAAUAAUAAAAGUAUUACUACUAAUAAAAUUGACAACAAGACGAUGGUUCCCAGCCAGACGAAUAAGACGACGACGACGACGAAAAAUGAUAAAACUGAUGUUAAUGGUAAAAAUAAAACACAAACGAGUAGCAAUGGUAUAAAUGUUAAAAGUAACUCAAAUAAUGUUACGGAGAAAUCUCUGGCUGUUGACUCGAAUGAUAAGAAAUUAACGAAGAAAGAGAGGAAAAAGUUAAAGAAAGAGAUGAAGAAAAUGGAAGAGGCAAAGUCGAAGGAAGUAAAGAAACCAGUUCAAACGGAGAAUCAACCACAGAUUGUGACAAUUAAAAGAGUGAUGGAAUCGAACAGUGCUGAACCAACAGUGACGAUUACAUUGAAGGGCCAAACACCGGCCGAAGACAAAGUUCUAUUCACCCUGGUAAAUGGUCAGACUAAGGAAGUUGCUUCUUUGAAAUUGGAUAAUGAACAGAAUCAGAACAUUAGCGGAAAGAAAAAGAAAGCUAAAUCAAAUAACAACAAUAAUAACAAUAAUACAAACAACAAUAACAAUAUUAAUUCGUUGCAGGCUGGAAAUAAACAGCAACAAAUGAAUAAUUCGAAACAGCAGGUACAAAACAAGAUUUGUGAUACGAAAAACAUUAAACAAUCAAAUAAUGAAAAGAACAAAGGAAAACAGAUCGACGAGAAGAAGAUUCAGCAACAGAAUAUAACUGAGAGCAAAACAAAAUCUAAGAAAGAUAAGAAAAAUACUGAGAAUAAGGAGAACGUGUUGCAACAAAACGCAGUGAAUAAAAAUAAAACUCAACAACAAAACGUUUCCAAUAAGAAACAAAAUAAAAUGAACGCCCCGGCUCAGACAUCGGCAUCUCAGAAGCCGUCGCAGAACUUGACUAUCGCCAACGAUAGUAAUAAAAAGUCAAAAGUGCAGCAGCAACAGGAGAAAAACAAUCUAGUGAACUCGAACAAGAAUAACAAGAAUGUAAGUUCCAACGUCACCGUUAAACAAACGAAGAAUGAUAAUCAGAAGGUUCAGAGCAAGGUGUCGAAUCAAACGACAACAACGGUGAAACAGCGAUCGGAAGUUCAAUCAGCACCUCAGGAACGUGUCAACUCACCGUUGAGUAGCCAGUUCAAAGAUAUCGGUGCAAACUCUGAGAUCAAUAUAGAGAAUUUAAUAUUACCACCUGGUAUCACGAUAACGAAGGUUGAUGCUCCCGCGAAGCCUUUGCCGAUCAGGUCAGCGCCCUUGCCUAAGCCUGUGAAUCCUCCUAAACAAACUACCAUAAUUGCUGCACCGAUGAGCGGUGUUCAGUCGAGUUACGCGAGUCCUCAGGCGGGUGGAAACGUAAUUGUAGUGGACACAGGGAAAUUGAAGCAGGAUCUUCUGCCCAAGCCUGUAGAGAAAGAUAUGCUUAAAGAAACGCAACAAAGCCAAAGCGGUAGCGGUAAGAAAAAGAAGAAGAAAAAUAAGAAUGCAACAAACUCGCAGAAUUCUACGAACCAAACCACAGUACAAAACAAUGACCCUUUCACGAACGAUCACGGGGACGAGCCAGCCAGGAUACUUCAUAAUCCAAACACGAACAUGGUAACGAUAAGAAAUCCUGCGUUCGGUCCUAUGAAAGUACCACCCACUCAACAAGCAGCCAUCAUAAAGGUGUCAGAAAACGGUAUGGUCACGAUACGAAGUCCGGCGUUGCAACAGGCGAUCAAUGCAGGUCUUACAUCACCUCCGAAACCAGAUUAUAUCGUGAAGGGUGAUCUGUCGUCUAAAACGAGCACGGAUAACUCGAAUCUGAAGCAUCCGAACGGUAUUAUUCCAUCGAGUUUGGCGGAAUUGAGGAGCAGACUGACGCCGGAUUGCACGGCUUUGAGCGGUUUGGCUAACAUUCAGAUCAGUAAAGUGACGAACGGUCAACCGAUACCGGAGAACGGGAUCAACCUGAAAGGGACGAGCGUGACCCUGACCAAAGUGAGGACAGACACGAGCAUGGAGGAUGUUCAGAACGCGAAAACCGCGGUCAGGGAAGCGAUAAACGCGUCCAUAGCCGCGUCGAGUAGCGAGAAGAGCAAGAAAAAGAAAAAGCGUAGAACCGGGGCGAGACAGUGCGGAGAUGACUGGAACCUCGUUGAGAGCGUAUUCACGCCCAAAGAUAUAGACCUCGAGGACGGGGAGAUGGACGACGCGGAACGGGAACUGGAGGCGUUCAAGAGAUUUUGUCUGCAGUCGGUGCCGCCACCGCGUAAGGAGAAGGUCAAUCUCAACAUCAAGGACAUCGUGCUAAAGAAGAAGUCAUCCUCGUCGUCGUCGUCGUCGUCGUCAUCGUCAGCAGCUACCGCUGUGAUCGCCGCGGAUUGAUUUCACUUUUCGACUAACAUUAGAGCGUCCUCUCUCACUGCUAUUACUACUACUAUUACUGUAUCCGCGCUAGCGCGUUUCAACAUGUGCGACCGUGUGUGCGUGUGUGUUGGCUUGACGCAGAACUAACGAAAAUCUCUACCGUGAGACGGGGGUACCAUUGUAUCAGACGAUAAGAUGAACCUGUAUAUUAAUUCAUUGUUAAUCGCUCUCCUCGUCCACGGUUAAUUUUAGUUCAAGCAACGAAUCCGUGAAUUUGGAUCAGCGUGGAACAUUCAUGACGAAUCCCGAUCAGUUAUCAUGAUCCAAUGAUCCUCGGGGGAGGGAUGUAGGAACGCGUAACCAAAAAGAAAGAAACAGUUUUAUUGUAUACAGCGUGUUUUUAGUCGUUAAGAGAAUCCCGCUAUUUUUGCAUCGAGCCAAUCACUGACGAAUAACGUAUGUGUGCGUUGUAAUGCUGCCAUGGCCGAUGCGAAACACGCGGCCGACCGGAAACCUUGCCGAUUUCCGAGUCUCGACGAUGGGGUUGCGAGUGAAUCAGGAGGGCUACCGUCGUGGUACAUCGCGAGCGAUUCUGACCACGAAAAAUCAUUGUGUACAUCGACGUUUUCGUAUGUUUAACCCUCAGACGGCGGUGGUUUGACCAGGGUGCCAUAAGUGCUUCAAACAAUGGGUGGAUGGAACGCUAAGGGAAGGCUGAUUUGCACUUGAUUAUACGCACAAGUGCAACAUAAGCUUCCUUUAACGAAGGGUGAGGGUAAAAGAAGGCGCCUCUUAUUGCUUGCUCCCAAAUAGUAAUAAAAGAUUAGAGAAAAUGAGGUCAGGAAUGAUCCAUCGCCAAAGGAGGGUUAAUAUAUAUCGGUAGACGAACACAUUACGAUUGCGAUUAUUUUCUUUUACGCGUAGAGGAAAGAAACAACACGAGGUGGACAUUUUAGGUAGCAAUGUACGCGAAAGGGGUAGGCAACCGAGUGGCAUUUUUCUCGAGACACAGCCCAUAGGUAUAUAUAAUAUGAUUAUAAAUAUCAAAUGUAUGUAUGUAUAUGUAUAUCUAUAAAUAUAGUAGGAACGAAUUUUCUUAUCGAGGCUGGUCUACGAUAAUCGGUUUCUCGAAUAGAAGCGAAAACGAUCAUGGCCCCACCAAGUUUUCAUGCGAUAUUUCGACGAAUUUUUGUUUCUUCAAGCGCUAACAAGAAAAACGUAUCUCGUCGUAAUACCGACGAUCAAAAUCACGUUGCCACGAUCGCAAUCGCCAGCUUAACAGCACACUUUUCGAUCGACGCUUUUAUCGAUCCACGAACACCGCAAAACAUGCGAGUGCACAUGGAGACACCUUUUUCUCUCUGUGUCUCACCUCUUUUUUUUUUCAAUAAAAGCAGAUAUGCAUUUUUA
This is a messenger RNA of Osmia lignaria (orchard mason bee), 6993 nucleotides long. RefSeq lists its product as uncharacterized. Gene Ontology annotation, cellular component: nucleus; cytoplasm. Lineage: Eukaryota; Metazoa; Arthropoda; Insecta; Hymenoptera; Megachilidae. The record is from RefSeq and is a predicted model, not a curated record.